Molecule: messenger RNA, 1555 nt
Organism: Radiomyces spectabilis
Lineage: Eukaryota; Fungi; Mucoromycota; Mucoromycetes; Mucorales; Radiomycetaceae
Product: Adenylosuccinate synthetase
Exons: 5
Coding region: 130-1422 (430 amino acids)
Biological process (GO): 'de novo' AMP biosynthetic process; IMP metabolic process
Cellular component (GO): cytoplasm
Molecular function (GO): adenylosuccinate synthase activity; GTP binding
Source: RefSeq, a predicted model, not a curated record
UUGAAUUUCCCCAAUUGGCUGGGAACCGAGCUGCGACUAUCAUUUUUUUUCGAGCGAAAUAAAAACGGACUGAUUAUCAACUGAGAGCAAGAAUGGGUUUUCUCCUUUUAUCUCGUAAAACUGACAGUGAUGUCCUUGUUGCCUGCUGGCCAAAUUUCCGUGGUCCUCGGCGCCCAAUGGGGUGACGAAGGUAAAGGAAAGCUUUCCGAUAUUCUUUGCGGUGAAGCCGACGUGUGUGCUCGUUGUCAGGGUGGCAACAACGCCGGUCAUACCAUCGUUGUGAACAACGUUAAAUAUGAUUUCCAUAUUUUGCCUUCUGGUUUGAUCAACCCUAACUGCGUCUGCGUGAUCGGUGCUGGUGUUGUCAUUCACUUGCCUUCGUUCUUUGAGGAAAAGGAAAAGUUGGAAGCCAAGGGUCUUGACUGUGACAAGCGUCUCUUUGUGUCGGAUCGUGCUCAUCUUGUGUUCGACCUUCAUCAAAUGAUUGAUGGUUUGAAGGAAGCUGAAUUGGGUCGCGGUAGCAUCGGUACCACCCGCAAGGGUAUUGGCCCAACCUACUCUUCCAAGGCUUCUCGUUCCGGUCUUCGUGUGCAUCAUCUUUACAACUUUGAAGAAUUCGAAGCCAAGUUCCGAGUCAUGGUCGAGAACAAGCGCAAGCGUUAUGGUCAGUUUGAAUAUGAUGUCGAAGCCGAACUUGUCCGUUACAAGGAACUCGCCGAACGUCUCCGACCCUAUGUCAUCGACAGCAUCUCUUAUCUUCACGAACAACUUAAGCAGAACAAGCGUGUUCUCGUCGAAGGUGCCAAUGCUCUUAUGCUCGAUCUCGACUUUGGUACCUACCCCUACGUCACCUCUUCCGCCACCAGCGUCGGUGGUGUCUGUACCGGUCUCGGUGUCGCUCCCAACAAGAUUACCAACGUCCUUGGUGUCGUCAAGGCUUACACCACCCGUGUCGGUGGUGGUCCCUUCCCUACCGAACAGCUGAAUGAAAUUGGUGAACAUCUUCAAACUGUGGGCUUCGAAUUUGGUGUCACCACUGGUAGAAAGCGCCGUUGUGGCUGGCUUGAUUUGGUUGUCCUCAAGUACUCUACCAUGAUUAAUGGCUAUACCAGCUUGAACAUUACCAAACUCGACAUCCUCGACCAGUUGCCUACUAUCAAGGUGGGUGUUGCCUAUCUUCUCGAUGGUAAGCCGUUGGCUUCCUUCCCUGCCGAUUUGUCUGUGCUCGAAAAGAUCGAAGUCCAGUAUAAAGAGAUGCCUGGUUGGAUGACCGAUAUCUCCAAGUGCAGAACUUGGGAAGAGCUUCCUGAAAAUGCCAAGAAGUACAUCGAAAUGAUUGAACGUGAAAGCGGUGUUCCCGUCGAAUGGAUCGGUGUUGGUCCCGGCAGAGAUGAGAUGAUCCACAAACCUUUGUCUGCAUAGUUUAGCGAUCUUUAGAACUUGUUGCCCCUUUUUCUUCUCCAUUUCAUCCUUCCGAAAUGUAUCUUUGUCCAUUUUUAUUAAAUCUUUUCUGAUUAAAUACAUAGUUAUCAGGCAUACUCUGCUUAAACUUGAA